This is a messenger RNA of Biomphalaria glabrata, 3450 nucleotides long. RefSeq names its product golgin subfamily A member 4-like. The transcript has 9 exons. The coding region runs from base 247 to 1683 and encodes 478 amino acids. NCBI's taxonomy places the organism in Eukaryota, Metazoa, Mollusca, Gastropoda, Planorbidae. The record is from RefSeq and is a predicted model, not a curated record. Gene Ontology annotation, molecular function: metal ion binding; ubiquitin-protein transferase activity.
GUGAUUGUGUUUAUAGAUCUAGGUCACAGACCUAUAUAAAUCUACCAUGUAAAAAAUACUUCAUAGUCAUAGAUCUAGGUCUAGAGAUUCUUGUAUACUUGACUGACUAGAAAAACACACAGAUACAGUGUUACCAACUUACUGUUAGAGACUUAGAGCUUGAUGCUGCUUGAUGCAACUGAGUGUGGCUCUGUAUUUUAGACCGUGAGACGUGGUGGCCUUGCAGUAUUCAAAGUAAUCUACACAAUGUCCGUUACAGAGCGUCAUCUCAACCUAAUCAGGUUAAAGCUUGAAAUGGUUCAGGAAGAAAAAAAACAAUUAAUAGAAGCUGUUGAUUCUCAUUUAAGUCAAAUAUUACAUUAUGGUCACUUGUUUGUUGAUACUCAUGAUAAAUGUGAAAUGAGCUUUAAAGACAUUAGCUUGGAAAUUGAGAAUGCUAUUAUUCGUCUAGGAGAUGCAACGGCAAUUUUUAAAUCCAAAAGUAGGCCAGUCGAGUCACAUCUACAAAGUUUUGUCGAUGCUCCAUAUGAAUCAUCAGGUUCUCUAUCUUUUGAAGUCUUACAGAAAUUACCUAUUCAACCAUCAUAUGUUGAACAUUCCUACAUAAAAACUCAUGAAGAUGUGCCCACCAGUGUCCUUAAACAACAGAUUCAGGCUUGCAGUACUAAAAUUGAAACUUUAUCAAACACACUUGUUAGAGUCAUUGGUGACCUCAACACUUUGAAAAAACCAGUUGGCUUAGAGAGUACUAAUACUAGCCUCAGCUUGGAGGACAAUGAAAAAUUUGUAGAGCUUAAAAAGAAGUUGUGCAAUUCACUGGAAGAGCUAGAGACUAUCAGUAAACAGAUUGAACGUGUUAACAAAGAUUUGUCAGAUCAAAAGACAGAAAAUAAGGAAAAAUUAAUUUUCCUUGAAAACAGGCUUAGUAACUUGGAAAAUAAGAUUGCCAACUCUGAUACAGACAUUAAAGCUAAGUUUAUUUCUUUAGAAAAGGAAUGGAACAAAUUUCAAAUAAAUACUAACACUCUGGAACAGAGAAUCAACAAAUCUGAAAAUAAUAUCAACGACAUAGAUCAUAGACUGUGUCAGUUUCAGGAGAAGACAAGCUCAAUUCUAGAAGAAAAAGAAAAAGAGUUGACUGUCAUGUCAGGAGAAAUAAGUAGCACAAUACAAGAUUUAGUUUCCUUGAAAGAAGAAGGUUCCAGCAAGUCAAUUAAAGAUAUGGCAUUGACUAUCAAAGCUUUAGAGGUUUGGGUGAAAGAAGAUCUUCAACAUAAGGUUGCUGAUUUGGAAGAGCCUGUCAAACAACUCCAACUGUUGAAUUUAGAUAAGGCUAUGGAAGAACAUAAAUCUUUGCUUUCUGAUGUCAUUUCUUCACAAUCAUUGCUUGGCACGAAAAUUCAAGAGCUAGAAAAGAAAAUGAAGCCCAGAUUAGUCACUAUUCAACAAUUAUGUGCUAUGAUAAAGAUGGGCUCACGAGUGAAACGUGGACCUAAUUGGAACAAUCAAAUUCAUGGGAAUGCUGAUGGUGCUUAUCCUUCUUUGGGAACUGUUAUCUUAGAGAUUCCAGCUUACAAGAAAUUUAGAGUUAAAUGGGAUAAUGGCUAUGAAAAUAAUUACACUGUUGAUCCGCAGAUGAACUUUUCAGAAAUCCAGCUUGCGUCCCUGCCUGAAAUAGAUUGAUCACGACAAUAUUUCUUGAUAUAAAUUAACCAACUAGAAAGUCUUAUCCUUCCCCCAAAAAAAUUAAGUAGAAUAUCUUUGCUUGAUAAAAGAUAGUGCUUUUUGUCCAAAAUAGAAUGACUAGUCUCUCCCCCUGAAAAUAGAACUUGCUGUAAAAUAUAAAUGUAUAUACUGAUAAAUACUAUUUUAUUUUAAAAUUCCAAAAUAGAAUGACUAGUCUCUCCACCUGAAAAUAGAACUUGCUGUAAAAUAUAAAUGUAUAUGUAUAUACUGAUAAAUACUAUUUUAUUUUAAAUCUAUGCUUAACUUAAACAUUUAGUAGACAUUAUUAAUUCUAAAAAAAACAACAAAAAAAAAAAUAAGGGAUUAUGCUGCGUGUACUUACACUUCUGCUAAAGUUACCAUUGUUCUCAUAAUCAGAACUGUUUAAUAAAUUUCGGGAUAAGUUGAAAUUAGGGUGUCAUGGUCAGCAUAAAAACCACCAUUCACUUUCCCCUGAAAAAAGUAAUGUACCCUAAAGAGUUGAGUUUUUUGGGGCUGUCUUGAUAUCUUAGCUUUAUGUGUAUUCAACCUAAAUAUGACCUUUACAUUCAUUUGUGUGUUAUGGAGGUACAAAAAAAAAAGGCAUUUUUUUAAAUGUCAUCAGCAUACACCACAUGUUGAAACAGACAUAAUUGUAUAAUAAUUGUAUAAUAAUUUAAAAUUAUAUUUUUUUAUGCAAACACAAAAAUAGUUAUUAUUUAUGUACUCUUAAUCCUAAAUAUGUACACAGGAAAAAUUAUUGUGAUUUUCAUGAGAACUUGACUAUCUUUCUAUUAUGUUACUCUCUAUAACUUUCUCUUUCAAUGACACUUCAGACUGUUUGCUCAUUUGUUGCCCAGUUUAUCUUCAGUUCCAUUAUCCUUUAUUUUUUUUAUUGUGCUGUGAAGAGCAGUGUACAUCAAUUGUUUGUUGAGUUGUUUUGGAAUGAAGAGAUUUUUUAAGGUGUAAGGGACUGAAUAGGCACCAGUCAGAAAGAUAUUCUGACUUCAGCAUAUUAUAUGUGGUUGGUUUAAUAGGUGGUAACAGCUAGUUUUCCUUUUCUUGUGCUGUCAUUAUCAGUGGAUAAGAACUUUACUCUCUUCCAUUGAACCCGUUUAUGAGAAUGUCAGAACCUUCAUUUUAAAUGGAUUCUUUAAGUGACAUACCUGUGAGCACUGUAACCAAUUUGUUUCUAGAAUAAUGAAUUUAAAUGUAUUCAUUAUUUCUCUGAACUCUCUUUGAUUGUUAAUUAAUUUGUUAUAAUUUCAACAGUGUCUGAUAGAAGACAGGUAGAGUUUAGGGUUUACAUUCAGUCAUGUUUUACUGGUUCAAGUAUUACAUUUUAACUUAAUGGUAUUUUUAAUCGAAGCUAAUGUAUAUAAUUAUAAUUCUAUAUAUAAAUUUCUAUAAAUCUACAACAAAUUUUAUAGAAUGGGUAUAGUUUUUAAAAAUUCUGCUGACUUGUUAAUUGGAUCAAAUAUUUCACCUGUGAACAUUCCUUUUAAAAAGUAUUCACUUUGUUUCUUAUUAAUGAUCAAUAUUUGCUGCAAUAUAUCUAAACAUGAUUUAUAGUGUAACAUGUCAUUUUUGUCUUUGUGAUAUUGUUGAUUAAUCUUUGUUGACAUUUAAUUUAUAUUUUUUGUAAUAAAUAUUGGUAUUAUUGGUAGCUAGUAAUGAUCAAAAUGUUCCCUAAAAUUAAUGGACAUUUAACUAAUAGUUAUAUUAAAAAAUUGCAAAUAAUUAUAA